Messenger RNA from Paramecium pentaurelia, 732 nucleotides. The record is from the annotation of a GenBank genome assembly. NCBI's taxonomy places the organism in Eukaryota, Ciliophora, Oligohymenophorea, Peniculida, Parameciidae.
AUGUAUUUUAGCAAUAAAUCCUCUUCAUUUAGUAAUGCAGAAACCAAUACUGAAUUGAAUAUGCUAUUUGAUUCAAUGAUACAUGUUGAUUAGAUGUCAAAGAUGAAUAAUACAAAAAUACGUUUGUAUUGUCAAUUAACACAAUAUGAAGGGAAAUUGUAUAUACAUCAUCUUUAUAAAAUAGACCUAACUUUAAUGAAUUACUAUUUGAUCCUUCAAGUUUGGGUAGAUAUAAAAAUUUUAUUGGAGCAUCUUCAAAAAUAGCAAACUAUAUAAAAUUACUAGAUCCCAAAAUUAGAAAGAAAUUUAUUGUUGAAGAAAAAUAUGAUGAUUAUUUAAAGUAUAUGAUUUAACAAUUAUAUUAAAAGACAAUCAAAACAUACUAAAAUAGAAUGUGAAAGAAUUAAAGCUUUAAUUGAUUAACAUAAUGCUAUUUAUACACUUAAUCUCAAAGGAAUUGCUGGAAUUGAUUAUACACAUAAAUCUAAUCUAAAAAAGAGUCCAUAGAAAUUGGCAUCCAUUUGUACUGCAAGAUAAUCAGAAUCAACAAAAAAUGAUAUUCUUAAAGAUGUGGAUUCAAGUAGAAUUCAUGCAACUUAAAGAGGUAGAAAAGUCAAAGUUAAACCUUUGAAAUAGAAAUAACAAUCUGAAUUGAUAUUUAAUGAUUCCCCAAGAAGUGUACCUCUUUAACCAAUUAAACGAUCUCAAUUGUAUUAACUCUUUGAUAAUUGA